AUGACCGAGCAGGAUGUGACCCUGCCAGAAGCUCCUCGAGGGGCAGGAGACCUGCUCGCGCCCUCAUCACAGUGGACUCGGUCCCUCCUUGCAGGCGCCGUCGCCGGCCUCACGGUCGACUUCUCCCUCUACCCGCUCGACACGAUCAAGACACGGCUGCAGUCCAACCUGACGCACCAUGCAUCGUCAUUGCCCUCAUCCACCAUCCUCCCGCGCCACACCCUCCGGGGUACGUUGCGGAGCAUGUACGCGGGCCUCCCCUCGGCCCUGCUGGGGUCGAUGCCGUCGGCGGCGUCGUUCUUCGUCGUCUACGACGGCGUCAAGCGCGCACUGAUCGAUCCGACCACGCAGUCGUCCUCCCAGCAGGCUUCGGCGCACAUGCUGGCCUCAUCGCUGGGCGAGAUCGCCGCCUGCGCCAUCCGCGUGCCCACCGAGGUCGUCAAGCAACGCGCCCAGGCGGGCCUGUUCGGCGGCUCGGCGCUGCGUGCGUUGCAGGACAUCCUGGCCCUGCGGAAGUCGGACGGCUACACGACCAUGGUCCGCGAGCUGUACAGAGGAGGCGGAGUCACCAUUAUGCGCGAGAUACCCUUCACCAUCACCCAGUUCAGCCUGUGGGAAUACUUCAAGGCCUCCUACUCAGACCGACAGCACAGACUGACCGGGCGGCAUGAGGGGCUGGUCACCGCCUGGGAGAGCGCAAUCUUCGGCAGCGUCGCGGGAGGUAUAGCCGCCGGCCUCACCACACCUCUCGACGUGCUCAAAACGCGCAUCAUGCUCGCACGGAAGGAGGCAGGCCAGUCGUCCACACGAGCCGGUCCCGCCAGGGUCCUGCAGCAAAUAUGGAGGGAUGAGGGCGCUGCGGGCUUGUUUCGUGGCUUCGUGCCCCGGGUGGGUUGGAUCAGCACGGGAGGCGCGAUCUUUCUCGGGACAUAUCAAUACGUCUGGAAUCUCUUGGGACCUGAGGAAGCAUGA
This is a messenger RNA of Fonsecaea erecta, 972 nucleotides long. RefSeq lists its product as hypothetical. The transcript is spliced from 2 exons. Gene Ontology annotation, cellular component: mitochondrial inner membrane. Gene Ontology annotation, molecular function: S-adenosyl-L-methionine transmembrane transporter activity. NCBI's taxonomy places the organism in Eukaryota, Fungi, Ascomycota, Eurotiomycetes, Chaetothyriales, Herpotrichiellaceae. Bases 1 to 972 code for a protein of 323 amino acids. The record is from RefSeq and is a predicted model, not a curated record.